This is a messenger RNA of Lepisosteus oculatus (spotted gar), 4430 nucleotides long. The record is from RefSeq and is a predicted model, not a curated record. NCBI's taxonomy places the organism in Eukaryota, Metazoa, Chordata, Actinopteri, Semionotiformes, Lepisosteidae.
GAUACGCCUCAUCCUGUUUUCUCGUACUGGAGUGGUAUGGCGAAAUUUGGUGUUUAGCUUUUACGGUGUAGCAUUGACUUAAAUUUAGUCACAAUGGCUUCGCCCAAAUAUUGAGGUAAUUGUGAGCUUUCAGCUAGAGUGACAUCGUGGUGGGCUGAUUCAUCUUUCAAUUUAAUUCUUAUCAAUUAGUAAAUUAACGGAUUAAGAGAUCAUCGAGUAGUUUUGGAUCCAUAUGACACCUGCAAUGUCAGACUGUCUGACAGACGAGCAGCAGAGGAGGAUAGAGGAGAAUCGACAGCGAGCUCUGGCAAGGAGAGCUGAGAGACUAGCCCAGUCACAACAGAAGCACUAUGGCCCUCCAACUGGACAGAGUGACCCUUGUGUCCCUGCACAAUCCAAAGGUCCAGCUAUAGGGUCAGGUGCUAACCCACCAAAGCUACUGAAACAGACUGCCAGUCUCCCACAGACUAAUGUGGGAGGCCACAGUGCACUGCAAGGAACAGAGGAAAAGGCAAGCAGAGAGACACUACAAGCACCUUGGGCUUCCCAAAUAAAAGGUAAUGGCAUCUCAAAGUUAAAUGCUCUCAACAAAAUGGACUCCAAGGAGGAGUCCUCUACAGCCCUUAAUUCCAUUGAAACGAAGACUGAGAUGGCAGCACAGGAAGCAGCUGGCUCAGGCACACAAGCGACCAAGUUUUAUGGGACAGGGGUGAAACUGAAAGAAAUUGUCCUCAGCUCUGAGCAAAUUUCUGCUACCAUUAAAGACAAUGCAAGCACUAUGGCUACAAAGAAACCUGCCUGUCUGGUGAAAGGAAAGUGUGUUGCACACACAUCUGAGCGAUUUCGAGUAGAAGUGAGCUAUAAUGCAGACCUCAUCAUGGUGUUCAAGAGCAUGUCCUCCAGGAAUUAUGAUCCAGCAACAAAGAUGUGGAAUUUUAACCUGGAAGACUACACUAAUUUGAUGGAGGAGGUGAACAAGCUUCCCUUUGUGGCGCUAACACCCCUCGAAGGAAUGGAAAAUGUGGAUGUCAAGGCAGCAGUGGGCAAGUCAAGAGAUGCUGCUGCCCUGGGCGCCCUCCUGAAGUUAUGCAGCAACUGGCAGAAGCCUGGUGCCACAACUCGGGGCCAUUGUGUGCUGGUGUCGCGCACUCGCUUUGAGGUGGAGGUAGGCUACCAGGUGGAUGUCAUUGCUGCCUUCAAGCAGAUUCGUUCCAAAAGCUACGACAUGAAGACCAGAAAGUGGAAUUUUCUCUUGGAGGAUUACAAGGAGCUAAUGGAAACCCUGUCCAGAAUUCCAGCUGUGGAAGUGGAGCCACUGCCUCGCGCUGUGCUGCAGACCUUCAGCCCCCAGUUUGAGCGGAGUGUUUCCAGCUUACCAGAGAUUCCUGAGGCGGACUUGUCUUCUGUCGACUCUAGCCUGACACGUAGCCUCAUGCCCUUCCAGAGAGAGGGGGUCAACUUUGCAAUAUCAAGGGAAGGCCGCCUGCUCCUGGCUGACGACAUGGGCUUGGGGAAGACUGUACAGGCUAUUUGUAUAGCAGCAUACUACAAGAAGGAGUGGCCCCUGCUGAUAGUGGCCCCCUCGUCUGUGCGUUUCACCUGGGCAGAGGCGUUUCGGAGAUGGCUGCCCUCUGUGAACGCAGACCGCAUCAACGUCAUAGUGAAAGGCAAAGACAGCCUGAGCUCCGGACUCAUUAACAUCAUCAGCUAUGACCUCCUCAGCAAAAUGGAUAAGCAGCUGCCAGCGACCUCCUUCCGCAUCCUCAUAAUAGAUGAAUCCCAUUUUCUCAAAAACAUGAAGACUGCUCGCUGCAAAGCUGCUCUGCCUCUCCUUAAGGUUGCCAAAAGGGUGAUCCUUCUCUCAGGCACUCCAGCCAUGUCCAGACCAGCAGAACUCUACACGCAGAUCCUGGCUGUGCGACCCUCCUUCUUUCCACGGUUCCAUGAGUUUGGGGCACGCUAUUGUGAUGCCAAACAGCUUCCCUGGGGCUGGGAUUACUCGGGCUCCUCUAACCUGGGCGAGCUGAGGCUCCUGCUGGAAGAGUCAGUGAUGCUGCGCCGCCUCAAAUCCGACGUGCUCUCUCAGCUCCCCGCCAAGCAGCGCAAGGUGGUAACUGUGACCACCGACGGGAUCGCUGCCCGGGCCAAGGCUGCGCUGGCGGCUGCCGCCAAGGAGAUGGCCAAAGGGCACAGAAAUAAGCAGCAAGAGAAGGAAGCUCUAUUGAUCUUCUACAAUCGUACUGCAGAGGCAAAAAUCCGGGCCAUUGUGGAGUAUGUUAUAGAUCUACUGGAAAGCGGCCGAGAGAAGUUCCUGGUUUUUGCACACCAUAAGCUUGUUCUUGACAGCUUAACGAAAGAACUGGGAGAUAAGGGGAUCAGCUAUAUCAGAAUUGAUGGCUCUACAUCCUCAGCAGAUAGACAGAGCCUCUGUCAACACUUCCAGUACUCUACAAAGAGCUGUGUGGCAGUGCUCUCCAUUACUGCUGCCAACAUGGGACUGACACUUUCAUCUGCUGAUCUGGUGGUCUUUGCUGAGCUUUUUUGGAACCCAGGGGUCCUGAUCCAGGCAGAAGAUCGAGUCCACCGUAUCGGACAGACCAGCAGCGUUAACAUUCACUACUUGGUGGCCAAAGGGACUGCGGAUGACUACCUCUGGCCCAUGAUCCAAGGGAAGAUGAAUGUCUUGGAGCAGGCUGGUCUAUCAGAAGCCAACCUUUCUGAGAAUGCUGAGUCUGCCAGUUUCUGCUGCAAGCAUGACAUUCAGCAGUUCAGUCAAGUCUGUGAGGAAUGCUAAAUCCAGAAGCCACUGGUCAUCCUCCAAUUAGGCAUUUUCACCAUGUUUAGAUGACUUGAGAAACUCUUUGAUUUCCAGCUGUCUGAACUUCGCCAAAAAUGUUUGUUUUUGAAAUUUCCAAAUAGCCAAGUCAGCAGCCUUAAGCAAACACUUUUUUAAUACUUCUCGAUCCCUGAAUGAUUUUUUGUGUUUAGCCAGGACGUGGUUCACACAGAACGAUGCGAUGAUUGCGCUUUCCUUCUUGUAUUAGGCCUCAUGAAAACUCGUGAAAACCAACUGCUGCUAGUUGAGAUUUUAAUUUUUCCACUUUUCUUUUCCAUAACUCACUAUUAGCGAGAAAGACCACAUCACACGUUUUGUGUGCAGUUUUGAAAUGUUGUUCUAUAUUUCCGUUUUUCACUUAGACACUAGCAUCACAUAUUUGAAUGCGAUAGUACAAAAAAAAAUCAUGCUCCCAUUCCUUGUGGUAAAGGUAAGUUUUUGGUCUCUUUGCUUCAUUUUUGCUCAAAUACUACAAUCAAAUAGGCAAUCAAACUUAUCAAACUGUUGGCGAAUUUAUCACGGCUAGUUUGUUUCACUCCACGAUGCACUGUAGCGAAUGUGGGGUUCGUGUGGCAAAUACCAAGAGACCGUUCUUGGGUAGCACACAUGACACUCUUUAUUAUGGAGCUCCUGUAGCCAUUUUUCCAGUGUCAGCCAGCACUCCGGGGAAGAGUUUUACAACCCAUUCAACAAGAGUUAAACACAUACAAGGGCAGUAAAAUGUAUGACAUUACAUGCACAGAUCUGAAUUAAUUUUUAGGCUGUCAAAAAAAGAAACAGUCAAAUAGCCCAUUUAUUUUUGGCCAAACAUUCUUGCAAUCCAUCGACUGGGAAGCACUCUGGGAUCGACUGGUUGGGCACCCCUGCUUUACAACAUAUGUAGAUCUUCAGAUCAAGCACCAUCAUGCUACUGAGUAGAGAAAACUAUAAACUAAUUUAUAUAUCAUCCCCUUUUUUUCCUGAAUAUAUGGGCCAUGUUCUAGAACAAAGCUGUCAGAAUGUCUGUAUCGCCAUUAAAAAGAAUGAAUCGUUCACAAAGUGUACAGCUUUGCAGACAUUUAAGAUUAUUCAUCAAGGUCUUUACCUUGAAUAUAAUAUAUUCAUAUGAGUGAGAUAAAUACUUCAUACGGCUCUUUGUUUCCCAUAACAGAACUGUAUUCAUAUGUAUUCUAAGUGAUUACUAAAAAUGGCCUAAUGGAAUUUUAUCUCAAAGCCUUGCCUUGUGUCACUUGCACAAAGGUUUGUUGUGCAUCAAAUACAUGUUUCUACACAGACAUUUGGACUGCUGUGAACAUGAUUUUGAGCCAGUACAUGCCUUAGACAUAGCUUGCAGUGUGGAAUUGAACAGUGUUUUAUUAUAUCAAUAUUAUUUUGACAGGAUUUUGCAUGUACUCAAAGCAUAAGCUGAACAUAUCACAUAAGAUCACACAGGAUUUUGCAUGUACUCAAAGCAUAAGCUGAACAUAUCACAUAAGAUCACUGUAAAGUGUUUUUCUUAUUUUGAAGCAGAUGAAUUUAAAUCAAAUGGCUAAUGAAAUUAUCCAAGUUCACAUCAGCAAUGGAUCAUAUCACCUAUACUUGUUGCUCCCUACUG